This is a messenger RNA of Telopea speciosissima, 1806 nucleotides long. RefSeq names its product splicing factor ESS-2 homolog. NCBI's taxonomy places the organism in Eukaryota, Viridiplantae, Streptophyta, Magnoliopsida, Proteales, Proteaceae. The coding region runs from base 103 to 1635 and encodes 510 amino acids. The record is from RefSeq and is a predicted model, not a curated record. Gene Ontology annotation, cellular component: catalytic step 2 spliceosome. The transcript has 2 exons.
AAGAUCUCUUCUACUCUUGCGAAAACCUAACCCUAAUAUUUAGAUUUGAUUGCAACCUCAAAUUUGCUUCUGAAGUAGUUUCAGUUCCUAUUUACAGAAAUCAUGCUCUUAUCACCGGGUCAUUCUCCUCGCCACAUCUCUUUCUCCCCUUCACCUGCUCCAUCCGAGGGAAUCCGAGAAAACCCUUGUGAUUCAUCGUCAAUAAAUCCUCCCAGAAACCCUAACAAGCGCCCCAAGGUCCUCGAUGAGGACACCUAUGUCGCCGCCAUAGAGAAGAUCAUCGAACGCGAUUUCUUCCCCGAUAUUUCAAAGCUCCGUGAUCGCAUCGACUGGCUCGAAGCUGUUCGCAGUGGGGAUCCUGUUCUAAUCCGAGAUGCCCAGUUAAAGAUCUUGGAGCGACGAAGAGGCAAGGCUUCAAAUUCCCAUGCCGAAGGUAAUAAGACUCGAACUCCUGGUUCUAAUUUACGAACGCCCGGUUCGAUUUUCUCGUUGAAUUCUACUCCGUUUGAUUUGGAUAAAAUCCCAAUUCAAGCGGAUGCCGAAGGCGAAGAAUUCGUUGAUGAUUCGGUCGAUGUUUCCUUGACGCUCGACGAGUUCUUCCGGCGUUAUACAAGUGAAGAUAAUAACAGUUUUUCUAAGAUCGUGGAUAAAGUGAAUCGGAAGAGGAAGGAGCGAUUUGGGUAUUUGAUUGAAGGUGAGAAGGAGCAAAUUAAGACAAUUGAAUCUGGAAAGAAAGACCAGAUCACUGAUGGGUAUGGGUCAUCUGGUCAGCCUUUGAGCACGUUAGAUGGUUGGAAAUACACAGCAAAGAAUCUGUUGAUGUAUAAUCCAGCGGAUCGUGGUGAAGUCCCUUUGACAGAGGCUGAGAAGGAAGUGAGACUUAAGGCUUUGACUAAAGAAAUUAACCGCACAAACACUCGUUUUCAUGGCAAAAUGAUGGAUUCUAGGCCGAAAGAAGAAGAAGACACAGUUGCAGUUGUUUACGCACCCGUAGCUGGAGGAACCCCUGUUCCUAUGUGGGAUCGAGAAGCAGAGAGAUCGAAGAAGUAUGAUUUGGAAGAUUUGAGGAAGACUCCAAACCCGUUCUACGUGGAAUCAAACAAGAUAUCUGAUAAUGGGUAUAACUAUGUGAGAACACCAUCCCCUGCACCGGGUGUUGAUGAAUCACCUUUUAUUACUUGGGGAGAGAUCGAAGGGACACCAUUGAGAUUGGAAGCAGAAGACACUCCUGUGGGUAUUGGUGGUAGCAGUGAUGGGCCUCACUUUAGGAUCCCAUUCCCACCAUCAAGAGAUGUCAAGGCUCACACUUUGUCAAGGGAAGCUGCUCGUAAACUGAGGGAGAGGUCCAAAAUGUUUCAGAAGCCACCACUGCCAUCACCUGUGACUGUGAGAGGGGGAAGUGCUAGUCCAAGUGUUCGGACGCUUUCUCCUGCUGCUCAGAAGUUUGUGAGGAAUGCUAUUGCAAAUGCCAAAUCUUCAUCUUCUGUGGAUGAAAGUCUUCGUGCUAGCUAUCGUGGUGGAAGCCCAGCUGUAGGGACUCCCAAGGCAGGGAGGAGCUUGACAAGAUUUGGAAGAGACGGGAGCUUGGACUCGAGGUCUCCAUCUGUUAGAGAGGCCUCCAAUCCUCCUUGGUGAUGUAGAUUCCCCCCCCCUCUUUUCUUAUCACUGUUUGUGCAUAUGCGCAUAGCCAUAUCCCUGAAAGUUUCUUGAUUAAUUUAUGUACUAAUGAAUGAGCUCUUUUGCCAUCAUAACAUCGUUUAUUAACUUUUGAAUUUGAAACAAAUACUUUAGAGAUUCAAUAGAAAA